Messenger RNA from Moneuplotes crassus, 2607 nucleotides. The record is from the annotation of a GenBank genome assembly. Lineage: Eukaryota; Ciliophora; Spirotrichea; Euplotida; Euplotidae.
UUUUAAGAUACAAGAAAACAUGGAGCAAGUUUACAAUCUCCUCGUGGACUGUUCAUGUCCAAGAGAUAAUGAUCACAGAAAAGAGAGUGAGACAGGAAUACAAGAAUUGAGGAAUUCAGAUCCCGUUUGUUUCCUGUACUAUACAAUGGAAGUUCUUCAAAACGAUAAGUGAAAGGAGCAAGCAAGACAGCUUGCUGGAAUUCUCUUCAAAAACACUCUUAUCAAUGCUACUCAAGAUCCUGCUCUCGACAACUUGUGGCAGGAUAUGUCUGAUGAGCAAAGGGACUUACUGAAGCGAAAUUCUUUGGGAGCUCUCUGAAGUGAUAACAAGGCUAUUAUUAGAGCUGCUGCUACUGCAAUUUCAUCAAUCUGAAUCUUUGAAAUCCCAGCAGGCAGCUGGCCUGAAGUUAUUACUAGCCUGAAUAGGACCACAGUGAACCAAGAAGAAAAUAUCAAGUAUGCUUCACUACUGUCUCUUGCCUACAUCUUAGAAGAACUCAGAGAAGGCGAACUGAACAAAGAUGAUUUAAACUUGAUCGUCUCAGGUCUGAUUGAAUCUCUAGACAAGAAUAAAGAGAGUCCUGACCUUAUUGAGCAGACAAUUAAGGGGAUUUUCCAUUCGAUGAAGUUCUGCAAACAGUACUUUGAGAAAAGAGAAGCAGAUAUAAUUGUAAACUCAAUUCUUCUAAUGACCAAAUAUCAGUCUGUAGGGGUCAGAGAGGUUGCAAUGCAGUGCAUAGUUGAAAUUGUUAGACUGUGAUAUGAUUUUAUAGAAGAGUUUAUGAAGGACAUUACUGAUGUAACUAUACUUGCUACUGAGAAUGACGAACCUCAGGUGAAAACUCAGGCUAUUGAUGUAUGGUCCUCCCUUGCUGAAGAAGAAAAGAUGAGGAUUGAUAAUGGCAAGAGUCAUUCCAACAUCAUCAGAACUGCCUUUGGGAUCAUUAUGGAAAUGAUCUUUAGCUGUAUCCAAGAAAUCAACCUAGGAAAUAUCGAAGAAGACGACGACCAAGAAUGGGGUACCUCAGUUGCAGCAGGAUGAUGCCUCAACCUCAUCAGCAAAGUUGUUGAAGAUGAUGUCAUUGAGCCUGUGACCAACUUUGCAGCAAAGAAUAUCGAAGAAGAUAUGAAGUGGGAACAGAAGUAUUGUGGACUUCUCUCACUUGGAGCUAUCCUUGAAGGUCCUGACAAGAACAAGCUUCUAGAAAUUCUAACUCCUGCUGUUCCUCAACUGAUCGAUCUUCUUGCUGAUUCUAAUAGGAAAGUUUCUUACACUGCAGGAUGGCUAUUCUCGAAGAUUGCUAAAUCUAAUCACGAAUUGAUCACUUAUGCUGACAAUUUUGGUAGACUCUACGAUCAAUUGAUCAACGGGCUUAGGACAAACAACAAUAUUUCAGCCAACAUUUGCUCUAUUAUUGCUGAACUUGCUGAAGCUAUCCUAGACCGAGAAAAUCCUAUUGAAACUUGCAUCCUGAGCGGUGUCUAUGAAGAAUUAUUGAGCGUGCUUAAGGACUAUGUACUCGAAGAAAAUAGUGGAAAUACAAGAGUUGCAGGAUUCUCAGCCAUCUUCAAUCUCCUUCAGUAUGCCCCAAUCGAUUGUCAGGAGACCUCUUAUAAUUUCAUGAAUUACAUUCUUGACCUUCUCGAAGAGUCUGUGAAAGAUUCAGAGCCACCAAGUAUUGCUAACCAGGAAUUGCAAUGAUUCUUCUUAUGAGCUGUCCAAUGCAUUCUGACUAAUAUCCAGGCAGAUCUACAUGAUGAUUUUGGAGUAAGAACUAUCGAAUUAGUUCAGAAAAUCUUUCUCCAGAGACAAGACGUCUGUGAAGAAGCCUUUUUAGCCUUGAGUGCUGUAGCUAACAAGUUCCCUCAGAUAUUGAAUCACCAUAUUGACUCACUUGGACCCUUCUUGAUUCAUGGUUUGAAAUGUGAAAGCCCUGGCAUUAUUAGAAAUGUCUGAGGACUCAUUAGUGAUCUCUGAACACUUGUAGAAUCCCCCAUCAUAGUCCAAGAGUUCAAGCAAUAUAUGCCUAUAUUGCUUUCCCACAUGAAGAAUCCAAAUAUUGGAAUGAGUGUCCAAGUUAUUAUUGUUUCACUCAUUGGUGACACUUUCUUGCUGACUAAGAAUCAGUUUGAACCAUACUUUGAAGAGUCUCUGAUCAUCUUGGAAAGUGCAGCCAAGGCCUGUGUCGAAAUUCCCAACUGACAAUAUCUGAAGAAAUAUGAUGAGAUUCAAGCCUUAGUUCAAUAUCAGAGUUCUUUAAUUGAAGCAUACACUUGUUUCGUUCAGAAUAUCAGAGAUGUAAAUGACAGAUGCUAUCAGUGCCUUGGAACUCACAUUUAUAACAUAUACAACUUCUUGAUGAGCACCUUAGCCCCAGAAUUCGACCACUCAAUUGAUUUCUUAAGAGAAGUAGGAGGCCUCGUUGGUGACAUAGCUAAUACGUUUGGAAGGAAUAUAGGCAUGGAAAUGAGCAUGUCUAAUCAGAUAAUGAAGGAUGAUAACAGACUCCAUCAAUUAGUCAAUAUUUUGAGCAAUUAUGAUGAUACAGAUACCAAAGCCAUCGCAGAUUUUAUUGUAUCUGAAGUAAAUAAGAUUGGUAAUUAGUU